AUGCAUUUGGCUAAGACGGUGCUGAACGUGUUACUGUACAGCCUCGUCGAACUCACAGCAUUCACUGUGCUCACUCUGACGCUCAAGAGACGACUCAACUUCUCCACGUUGCAUCAGCUCGUUUUCGUUCUUGAUCGAGAAAUGAUUCAUGUUCAGACGGCAAUUAUUUUAUGGGUGUUCUACACUACACAGAUAUCGCUGACACACUAUGGAACGGACUACUCUUUCGAAUUUGCAUGGCUGGAGAGCCCGACUACUACAUGAUCAAGUUAUACUUCGUAUCCAACAAACAGAGGACGGUAUCGUGGCUGUAGAUACGACACUUGUAGAAUUACGUGGCCAUGUUCUGGCGAACUACAGUAUAAUACCAUACAGAAGUAGUACUUUUAAGGAUUUGGAGUUUCCGAUGAAAAAAAAUAAAGACAAAGUUGGAUCCUCC
Messenger RNA from Phytophthora nicotianae INRA-310, 439 nucleotides. RefSeq lists its product as hypothetical. NCBI's taxonomy places the organism in Eukaryota, Oomycota, Peronosporomycetes, Peronosporales, Peronosporaceae. The transcript has 2 exons. The record is from RefSeq and is a predicted model, not a curated record. Bases 1 to 264 code for a protein of 87 amino acids.